Molecule: messenger RNA, 3930 nt
Organism: Acanthamoeba castellanii str. Neff
Lineage: Eukaryota; Discosea; Longamoebia; Acanthamoebidae
Product: elongator complex protein 1, putative
Exons: 27
Coding region: 1-3930 (1309 amino acids)
Biological process (GO): tRNA wobble base 5-methoxycarbonylmethyl-2-thiouridinylation
Cellular component (GO): elongator holoenzyme complex; cytosol
Molecular function (GO): protein binding; tRNA binding
Source: RefSeq, a predicted model, not a curated record
AUGAGGAAUUUGGUGGUUCUCCAGGAGCUGCGUUCUCGAUUGCCUGCACAUGGAGGUGAUGCGUCGCUCGAAAAGCUUGCCGUGGAUCCCUAUCUGGGAAUCAUUUACGUAAUCACCAAAGACAAGCACGUCAUCGGCCUGGCACCGUUCAGCAAUGAGGUCACCUUCACCGUGGAUGUCAGCGAUGUGAUCCCGCCCAGUUCGGUGAUUGUGGCGGCCCAAUUCGUGCCCGACCUUGGCUCCGUUUGCUACGCCACGGCCACCGGCGAGCUGGUCGUCUUCAACGCCGAGUGCGUGGGGUUCAUCGACUCGGAGAUCCGUGGCAUGUCGUGGAGCCCCGAUUACGAGCUCAUGAUCCUCGUCACGGGCAACCGGACGAUCCUCUCCAUGACUCAGGAGUGGGAGAUCGUCACCGAGGUGCCUCUGCAGGACGAACCGCAGGCACAGACAAAGGCCGAUGAUGAAGGAGCACAGUCAAACCUGCCCUCCUUGUCUUGGCGAGGGGACGGCAACUACUUCGCAGUCAACAGUCUCGAUGCCGACGGUGAGAGGAGACUGCGCGUGUUCGACCGCUCCCUGGUUCUGGACUCGGUGAGUGCCGCAACCUCCAAUCUAGAGGAGUACACGUGUUGGAGGCCCUCAGGAAGCAGCAUCGGAUGUUCGCAGCAGAAGCCGAACAAGCACGACAUCAUCUUCUUUGAAAGGAAUGGCCUGCGCCUGGACCGAAUGGACUUCACGCUCCGAGACGAGGCCAAGGUAAUCGCCAUGCAGUGGAACUCCAAUUCGGACAUCCUCGCGGUCGGGCUGCAGCUCCUGGGGUCAAGCAAAGAUCAAAAGAAGGCGACGACGGUCGUGCAGCUCUAUUCCUUCUCGAACUACCACUGGUACAUGAAGCAGGAGUUCAAGUACCACGACUGGGAGCUCGCCGACCUGCUCUGGGACCCGGAGAACCCCAUGAACCUCACCGUCAUCUGCCGGUCUGGGCAUCUCAUGCGCUACCAUCUAUGUUGGGAUCCGACGAUCAGCGACGGCAACGCCCUCACCAACGAAUCUGUCGCCGCCGUUGUAGAUGGAGCGUCGGUGCUGUUGACGCCCUUCAAGAGGGUGGUGCUGCCCCCGCCCAUGUACUCGACCAAGCUCGAUUGCCCGGCCAACGUGUCAUCGGUCUCGUUUGCGCCUCGGUCCUAUGACAUCGGCGUACUGCUCGCCGACAACACCGUCGCCCUAUGGGCUCCCUUUGACACCACAUCGCAGCGACCUCCCUUCAAAACGGCGCCCGGCCUUCGAGCAGUUCUGGCACUCACCCACGAAAAUGAAGAGAAGACCGGCAUCUCCGCUCUGAGCGGCCUCCGGCAGCUUCACUGGAUCGACGCCAACACCCUGCUGGUCGUGGAGAGCGUCACCGGCGGCACGAUCGUCGACUACGUGGUGCAGGUCCAGUUCGAGGUCAAAGAGGGCAAGGCCGAGGUUACCAAGAGCCACCGCACGCCAGUCGACGGACGCCUCGUGCGCCUGUUCCACAACAAGGACACCGAGCGCGUGUUUGUCGAGGUCGACGAUGGCAGCGUGCUCGAGUACAUCGCUGACGCGGAGAUGCCCAUCCUUGAAGACCAGGUGUUCCAAUUCAAGGGUCCCGGCGGACAGACCACCGUGUGUCCGUGGGUGGCCACGGCCGUGAUCGCUGGGGAGGAAUCGUUCAUCGGGCUGAACGACAGGUCGAAGCUGUUCCUCAACGAGCACCUGCUGUCGUCCGAGUGCAAUUCGUUCGCCCUGCACUCCAAGUUUCUCUGCUUCGCCACGCUCGGGCACAAGAUGCGCUUCGUCUCCCUUUCCGCGCCCUACCGAGAGGGAUCGUUGGACAUCAGCGCGACACAGGCCUACGACGACACGGUCAGGGAGCUGGAGCGCGGUUCCGUGAUCGUGUGCGUGUGCCCAAACGACAUCAAGGUCGUGCUGCAGAUGCCCCGCGGCAACCUGGAGGGCAUCUUCCCGCGCAUGCUCUCGCUGUCGGUGGUGAAGGACCUGCUCGACCGACACGAGUACCGCACCGUGUUCACGUUGAUGCGCAACCACCGAAUCGAUCUCAACCUCUUCUACGACCACAACCCGCAGGACUUCCUCUCGCGCGUGGAGGACUUCAUCAAGCAGGUCGACCGCGUGGAUUUCCUGAACCUGUUCCUCUCCUCCCUGAGCGACGAAGACGUCACGACCACGCUCUUCGCCACCAUGUACACAACGGACAAGACGGAGGACAACCCCACUACGGGUGUGGCCACGCCCGCACCUGCCAAGGGCACCAAAGUGCGGUCGAGCACGAAGGUGAACACGAUAUGCGAUGCCAUGCGCGAGGCGUUGAAGAGGGUGGACGCCAAGAAGUAUCUCCUCUCCAUCCUCACCUCCUACGUCAAGAAGGUCCCGCCAGCCCUCGAAGAGGCCCUCCUCAUGAUCCGCGACCUACGCAACCAGCAGCCGGCUGAGAUCAUGGACCCGUUCGCGGAGGAGGACGGCGAGAAGGGCCACAAGGAGAAGAACCCCGCCGAGGAGGCCAUGAAGUACAUCGUAUUUCUGGUGGACGUGAACGACCUGUACAACGUGGCGCUGGGCAUGUACGACUUCGACCUGGUCAUGAUGGUAGCCCAGCACUCGCAGAAGGACCCCAAGGAGUACCUGCCCUUCCUGCAGCAGCUGCAGGGCAUGCCCAAGUACGUCCAGCGGUACACCAUCGACGACUUCCUCGGCCGACACGAGAAGGCCCUCGAAAACCUCAGCCAAGCGGACGAGAGCUACUUCCCGCAGUGCAUUGAGCUGAUGAAGAAGCACAAGCUGUACCGCCUCGCGAUGGACCUCUUCAAGAACGACCAGGAGAAGCACAAGCAGGUCCUCUGCCACUACGCCAAGUACCUCGUCUUCCGUGAGCGACACCACGAAGCCGGCCUGAUCUUCAAGCAGAUCGGCGACCUGGACAACGCGGUGGAGGCGUUCAAGAACGCGGUGAGUUGGCAGCUCAUGCUCGCCACCUGCCAGGAGCUGGACUACUCCGACUAUGACCUGCAGACCGCGGCCCAGGAGAUGGCCGACCUGCUCGCCAACCUCUCGCGCUACCGCGAGGCGGCUCUCGUCUACGAGAGGUACGCCGACGAUCCGGAAACGGCCAUCGUGACGCUGAUCGACGGAGGCUGCUUCACCGAAGCGUUGAGGCUGUGUUACCUCCACAAGCGGAAGGACCUGAUCGAGACGCACCUGCAGCCGGCCAGCCUCGAGCAGUGCGAGAAGUGGAAGAACAAGAUCGAGAAGAAGCACAAGCGGUUCCUGCGACACAAGGAGCGCCUGCCCAUCGCCCGCGGCAUCAUGCGCGCCAAGAUGCAGGAUGCCGAGACCUACGGCGGACCGGACGAGGCGGACGAAGUGGCGAGCAUGGUGUCGGAGGUGUCGAUCUCGAGCAGCGUGUCGUCCCACAUGUCGACCGCAACGGGCACGUCGACGUCGUCGCGCAGCGCCUACGAUUCGGUGAUCAGCGAGGGCGGCACGCGCAGGCGGGUGCGGCGGCCCGGCACGAAGCGGGUCACGGGCAAGGAGGGCUCGCCGCGCGAGGAGGAGUGGCUCGUCACUACCAUGCGCGGCCUCGUCCCCUCCGACAAACUCCUCUCCGAUAUGAAGGAGCUGUUGGAUACGCUGGUGCUGUUCGGCCACAUGGCCGAGGCGAAGGACCUGCACGCCACGCUCGCCGCGCUGGUCGCGCUGAUCAACUCCAGCGCCGACAUGCUGGACGACUCCGAGUGCCUCUACGUCCAGAGGCGAAAGGCCCGGGCGGCCCGCAAGGCUGCUGGGCUCCCCUUGGGCGAGGAAGACGAGGAGGAAGUACACACGAAGGAGGAGCCCAAGAAGCUCAUCAAGAACCUCGAGUGGGACCUCUCGCUCCUCACCGAGUGA